Messenger RNA from Acaulospora morrowiae, 342 nucleotides. The record is from the annotation of a GenBank genome assembly. Lineage: Eukaryota; Fungi; Glomeromycota; Glomeromycetes; Diversisporales; Acaulosporaceae.
AUGUCGAAUAAUUCGAAUAAUCAACAACCUGCUCAACAACCGCAAAUUCAUCGAUUAAUUGCCCCUCCUCAACAAGGGAAUUUACAAGCUCUCGUUCCCAUAACAGUUCCCCAACACGUUUUUGCUCCAGAAAAUCCACCAACUCUUCAACAAGAUGGAUUCGAUUUAAUUCAAGGAAACUCGUUUUUAUCAAACUCUACUUACACUUCAGAUGCACCGGAUUUUACGAAAGUUAUGUUGGAAGGGGAUAACAAUUGUGUCGUGGGUAAGCUGGGACUUAGGUGCAUGGCACAAUAUAGCGUCGCUUCUUCGCGACAUCUGAGAAGAAAAAAUCAAUCUUGA